Molecule: messenger RNA, 2068 nt
Organism: Eptesicus fuscus (big brown bat)
Lineage: Eukaryota; Metazoa; Chordata; Mammalia; Chiroptera; Vespertilionidae
Gene: KLHL3
Product: kelch like family member 3
Exons: 17
Coding region: 215-2023 (602 amino acids)
Biological process (GO): protein K48-linked ubiquitination; monoatomic ion homeostasis; renal sodium ion absorption
Cellular component (GO): cytosol
Molecular function (GO): protein binding
Source: RefSeq, a predicted model, not a curated record
UUGCUGCUUUUAGCUGCUGAAAGGACUGCAGGGAGCUCUGGGUAAGACAUUUUCUGUUGCUGCUGCUUCUGCGGUAGAAGCUGCCGCUAGUAAGUCAGAGGAAGGAGGAUCGAGAGGGAGGAGGCUUCAUUUGCAGCCAUGCUGAAUCACUGUUGCUGAUCAGAUCUGCUGGUUGGCUGAGAGAACUGAGAACAGAGCUAGGAUCUCUGGGUGCAUGCACAAUUCAGCAGCUGCCACCCCCGCUGGGCCUUGCACAAUGGAGGCUGAAAGCACCAAGCUGAGCUCCCAGUCCCCGAUACAGGCUGGGGAUGAUGAGAAGAACCAGAGGACUAUCACUGUCAAUCCUGCCCACAUGGGGAAGGCGUUCAAGGUUAUGAAUGAACUGAGGAGUAAGAAGCUGUUGUGUGAUGUGAUGAUUGUGGCAGAAGAUGUCGAGAUAGAAGCCCACCGCGUGGUCCUGGCAGCCUGCAGCCCCUACUUCUGUGCAAUGUUCACAGGUGACAUGUCUGAGAGUAAAGCCAAGAAAAUUGAAAUCAAGGACGUGGAUGGGCAAACACUGAGUAAGCUGAUUGACUAUAUCUAUACGGCUGAAAUUGAGGUGACUGAAGAAAACGUCCAGGUGCUGCUCCCAGCAGCCAGCUUGCUGCAGCUCAUGGAUGUUCGGCAGAACUGCUGUGACUUCCUUCAGUCUCAGUUGCAUCCCACCAAUUGCCUGGGCAUCCGCGCGUUUGCAGAUGUGCACACCUGCACCGACCUUCUGCAGCAGGCCAAUGCUUAUGCAGCUGAGCAGCACUUUCCAGAGGUGAUGCUGGGGGAAGAAUUUCUUAGCCUAAGUCUGGACCAGGUGUGCAGCUUGAUAUCCAGUGACAAGCUGACUGUUUCUUCAGAAGAGAAGGUAUUUGAAGCUGUGAUUUCGUGGAUCAAUUAUGAGAAAGAAACUCGUUUAGAGCACAUGGCAAAGCUGAUGGAACAUGUCCGUCUCCCUCUUCUACCUAGGGAUUACCUAGUCCAGACAGUUGAAGAAGAAGCUUUGAUAAAGAAUAAUAAUACCUGUAAGGACUUCCUCAUCGAAGCCAUGAAAUAUCAUCUGCUCCCUCUGGAUCAGAGACUCUUGAUUAAGAACCCCAGGACCAAGCCCAGGACUCCAGUCAGUUUACCCAAGGUCAUGAUUGUGGUCGGUGGCCAGGCACCUAAGGCGAUCCGCAGCGUGGAGUGCUAUGAUUUCGAGGAGGACCGAUGGGACCAGAUUGCUGAGCUUCCUUCCAGGAGGUGCAGAGCAGGUGUGGUGUUCAUGGCUGGCCACGUGUAUGCUGUGGGCGGGUUUAACGGCUCACUGCGUGUGCGGACAGUGGAUGUGUAUGACGGUGUGAAGGACCAGUGGACGUCCAUUGCCAGCAUGCAGGAACGCCGGAGCACACUGGGGGCAGCCGUGCUCAAUGACCUGCUCUACGCCGUGGGGGGCUUUGAUGGCAGUACUGGCCUAGCAUCGGUGGAAGCCUACAGCUACAAGACCAACGAGUGGUUCUUCGUGGCCCCAAUGAAUACACGGCGGAGCAGUGUGGGUGUGGGUGUCGUGGAGGGAAAGCUCUAUGCUGUUGGGGGUUACGAUGGGGCUUCCCGCCAGUGCCUGAGCACCGUGGAGCAGUACAACCCAGCGACCAAUGAGUGGACAUACGUGGCGGACAUGAGCACCCGCCGCAGUGGCGCAGGGGUUGGGGUUCUCAGCGGACAGCUGUAUGCCACAGGUGGGCACGAUGGGCCCUUGGUGAGGAAGAGCGUUGAGGUUUAUGAUCCCGGAACAAACACCUGGAAGCAGGUGGCCGACAUGAACAUGUGCCGGCGCAAUGCAGGGGUCUGUGCGGUGAAUGGGCUCCUGUAUGUGGUUGGAGGGGAUGACGGAUCCUGCAACCUGGCUUCGGUGGAGUACUACAAUCCUGCCACUGACAAAUGGACGCUGCUGCCAACCAACAUGAGCACGGGGCGGAGCUACGCAGGUGUUGCUGUGAUUCACAAGCCCUUGUGACCCCUAACUCCCACUUCCAGGACGUGGGAUGAAGAUAUGAAAUGC